GUAUGUACAAGGAUAUUUAUAAUAGCGACACAUUGUAAGCAACCUAGAUGCCCAACAACAGACCUGUUUAAAUUACAGUGCAUCCAUAUAAUGGAAUGCUUUGCAGGUGUUUAAAAUAAUUGCAUGGAUACCUGCAAACAUAAAAAUAUGUCCAUAUGUUCUGAUAAAAAACAAGACUCCUAAACAGUGUAUGUUUUUUUUAAACAAAUUGAUUAUGUGUAGCAAAAGGCUGGAGGACAUCUGUUAAAUAAAACGUUUACAGUGUUUAUCCCUGGUGGGUGUAACUAUUGUUGUUCUCACUUUCUUCUUUUCCACCUUUAUGUAAUGUCUCAACGUUUUAUCAUUAGAAAAAAACAGUGAAGCUAUUUUCCGUUUGAAACAAACAAACAAAAAAAUGUAGAUAAAGAGGACUGGGGCUUAGGUGACUGAAAGCAAGUAUGUGAGACCCCGCCUUCAGGACCCUGCCUGUCACCCAACACUCAAGUUGCUAUCAGGAGCACUUCUCUCUGUUGCAGUGACUGGCUUCUGUCACGCAAUCCCCAGGUUAUAAAGAGAGGGGAGGACAGGCCUCAGGGCAGAGGCAGCAGCCCCAGGGUCGGCGGGCUGCGGCUUGCCAUGGGGAACACCAUCAGGGCCCUCGUGGCCUUCGUCCCGGCUGACCGCUGCCAGAACUACAUGGUCAGAGACCUCCAGGAGAUGCCGCUGGACAAGACAGUGGAUCUGAGCGGGAACAUGCUCCGUCGCUUCCCCGUGCACGUGUGCUCCUUCCAGCAGCUGGCCAAGCUCUACCUGAGUGACAAUCGCCUCAACAGCCUGCCUCCGGAGCUGGGGCAGCUGCAAAAUCUGCAAAUCCUGGCCCUGGAUUUCAACAACUUCAAGGCUCUGCCCCAGGUAGUAUGUACCUUGAAACAGCUCUGCAUCCUCUACCUGGGCAACAACAAACUCUGCGACCUCCCCGGUGAGCUGAGCCUGCUCCAGAAUCUCCAGACCCUGUGGGUCGAGGCCAAUUACCUCACCCAGCUGCCAGAUGUGGUGUGUGAGCUGAGUCUCCUUAAGACUCUGCAUGCUGGCUCCAACGCCUUGCGUCUGCUGCCAGGCCGGCUCCGGCGCCUCCGGGAGCUGAGGACCAUCUGGCUCUCAGGCAACCUGCUGACAGACUUCCCCCCUGUGCUGCUUCACAUGCCUUCCCUGGAGGUGAUCGAUGUGGACUGGAACAGCAUCCGCUACUUCCCCAGCCUGGCCCACCUGUCAAGCCUGAAGCUGGUCAUCUAUGACCACAAUCCUUGCAGGAAUGCGCCCAAGGUGGCCAAAGGGGUGCGUCGCGUGGGAAGAUGGGCGGAGGAGACCCCAGAGCCUGACCCCAGAAAAGCCAGGCGCUACGCACUGGCCAGGCAGGAAAGCCAGGAGGCACAAGUGCCUGCCCUGCCUCCUCUACUUCCGCCUAGCAACUCCUGAGAAGCUUCAGGUGUAGUUCAAUGCCAAGGACCCAACUCCAGCAUCUUCUGGAGACCUCUCCAUUAGAAUGCAAAGGACUUCUGCAGGACAGGUGGGGCAGCUCUGCCAGUGGAAAAUGGAAUAGUCAAAUGAAAUGCCUACC
This is a messenger RNA of Orcinus orca (killer whale), 1597 nucleotides long. It is a transcript of the gene LRRC10, whose product is annotated as leucine rich repeat containing 10. Lineage: Eukaryota; Metazoa; Chordata; Mammalia; Artiodactyla; Delphinidae. The transcript has a single exon. The coding region runs from base 616 to 1455 and encodes 279 amino acids. Gene Ontology annotation, molecular function: protein binding. The record is from RefSeq and is a predicted model, not a curated record.